CGACCAUCUGCUCUGCGGGCAGCCGUCGGUGUUUUCAGCUGCUCAAUUUCCCUUUCUAUCUUCCUCUAUACUCGGUCCUUCUUCGCUACUCUUCUUGGCUCCCGCUGGUCUCGGGCGCCCCUGCGUUGCUAUAUACUCGCGCCUGUUCGGCCUCCUCAAAAUAUCACAGUGUCAACACCGCUUGCCCAUGAGAACGGCUGCAGUUGUUCUCCUCCGUCAAGCCCUCAGUCUCCUUGACUCCUCCUUCCCACACCCACCCUUGCGAUGCUCUAUGGCAUCCUCCUAGGAUGCGUCCUCCUCGCUGUCGCACUCGUGUUCUAUGUGGUGUCCACCUUCUUACUUCUCCUGGUCCGGCAGGCCCUCUCGCCGUUGCGGUACCUCCGCGGUCCUCCGUCUCCGUCAUUCUUUAUGGGAAACCUCCGUGAGAUGCAUGACCAGGAGAACACCAACCUCAUCGCCCGCUGGGAGGAGCAGUUCGGGAGCACUUUCGUCUACCGUGGUUUUAUGGGUGGGGCACGGCUGAUGACGACGGACCCAGCCGCAGUGGCGCACAUCUUGGGACGCGGCUAUGACUACCCCAAGCCCGAGUUCGUGCGGGACAAUUUGUCGAGCAUGGCCGCGGGCGAACACGGUUUGCUCAUCGUCGAGGGCGAGGACCAUAGGAGGCAGCGCCGGAUACUGAGUCCGGCCUUCACGUCAGCCCACAUUAAAUCGCUCAGCCCUGUAUUCUGGCAGAAAGCCAUGGAGCUCUGCGACAUCUGGCUUGACAUUGCGUCUUCUUCACGAGAUCUCGCUGCUCCUACAGACCCUUUCCUUGUCACACCGUCUCCGCAGGCUGCCAGAGAUGACUUACCCGCUCGUGCAUUCGCGACCACUACCUCCAUCCUGCCGAACCCAUUUUCGUCCUUCAUCCCUGGUAAAGCCACCUCUCGGAGACAAGCCAAAGGCUCCUCUUCAUCUCAGUACGAGAAGACGCCAGUUGUAUCUCCCGACAGCGCGUCGUCUACGCGGGUAGACGUGCUUGCAUGGCUAGCUCGUGCGACCCUCGACGUAAUCGGAGAGGCUGGGUUUGGGUACCAGUUCAAUUCUCUCGCAUCCGCCGCCAAGAAGGGCGGUGAGAAGGGGAAUGAGCUCGCACGCGCCUUCGGCGUCAUCUUCAGCUCCGCGCGCAAGUUCAGGGUGAUCACAGUGCUGCAGGCGUGGUUCCCAGAGUUGCGGAGAUACGGUCGAGAAGGUGCAGCCGAGCGCGAGGCACGCGAGACGAUGCGCCGCAUUGGCCUGUCUCUCGUUGAACAGCGACAUGCCGAAGCGACAAAGGAGCAAGCCGCGACCCUUCGCAGCGCAGAUGCGCAACACAAACAGCAGCUAGCGUCAACAAUCGAGCACCCUACUGACGGGCGGGACCUGCUGAGUGUCCUCAUCCGCUCGAGCCUCUCAUCCGUACCGUCGCAGCGUUUGUCCCUGGAAGAAACGCUCUGCCAGAUCUCGACCUUUCUCUCUGCGGGCCACGAGACGUCCUCCUCCGCCAUGACAUGGACGCUCUACGCCCUCGCACGCGCACCCGACAUUCAAGCGCAACUCCGGCGCGAGCUGCGUGCCAUUCCGUUCCCCGCGAACGCCGAUGUGCCGCCUGCGUCGACGAUCGCUGCGGUGCUGGACCACCCGUACCUCGAUGCGGUCGUGCGCGAGACGCUCCGGCUGCACGCGCCUGUAACGUUGACGAUGCGCGUCGCGGGCGUGGACGACGUCGUCCCCGUCGCGAGGCCGGUCAUUGACCGACGCGGCCGCGCGUGCAGCGAGAUACAUGUGCGCAAGGGUGACAUCAUAACCGUGCCGAUCCAGGCGAUGAACAAGAGCAAGGAGGUGUGGGGCGAGGACGCGGAGGUGUUCCGGCCGGAGCGAUGGCUCCUGAGCGGCGAGGAGGGUGAGUCUGACGAUGAGGGAGAGGGGAGUAGCCUGGGACGAGAGGGCAGGCCCGGUAGGGGCCAGAAGAAGGCGGGGGCACCGGGGCUGUGGGGGAACAUGCUGACGUUCGGGAACGGUAACCCUCUUAAUGGGAAUCGGGCGUGCAUCGGGUUCCGCUUUGCGAUAAAUGAGAUUAAGAUCUUCUUGUAUGUCUUGUUGCGCGACAUAGACUUCUCGAUAGACCCGACGAUACACAUCGAGAAGAAGGUCAUUGUGGUCACUCGACCAGCGGUCAAGACAGAACCGCACAUGGGGAACCAGAUGCCCUUGAACAUACGACGUGUUGCACCGUAGCACCGACCUCCAUCCAGCACCUAUGCACUGCGGCCGCGCCGUUGGGUUUUGUUGUAACACAUGUAAUGUAAUGAGUAAUGCAACAUAAUGUUGCCGCAGGACAUCUCGACAUGAGCUCGAUCGUUCA
Rhodofomes roseus is the source of this 2386-nucleotide messenger RNA. Its product is annotated as cytochrome P450. Gene Ontology annotation, molecular function: monooxygenase activity; heme binding; iron ion binding. The transcript is spliced from 7 exons. Lineage: Eukaryota; Fungi; Basidiomycota; Agaricomycetes; Polyporales; Fomitopsidaceae. The record is from RefSeq and is a predicted model, not a curated record. Bases 265 to 2259 code for a protein of 664 amino acids.